Messenger RNA from Xenopus laevis (African clawed frog), 2205 nucleotides. RefSeq lists its product as uncharacterized. The transcript has 6 exons. The coding region runs from base 544 to 1068 and encodes 174 amino acids. The record is from RefSeq and is a predicted model, not a curated record. NCBI's taxonomy places the organism in Eukaryota, Metazoa, Chordata, Amphibia, Anura, Pipidae.
UGUGCGCUGCUCCUUUAAGAGGCGUGUCCGUGGGCGGGCGCCAGGAUCUGGGUGGUUGGGCAGUACAGUGAGUCAGGCGGAUGAUUACACUACUCGCUGUUUGGCACUCCGCUCCUGCAGAGGCACUGUCACUUCCCAGGCUGCUCACGGCUUUCUCCGUUCACUGGAUACUCAGUCCGCUGGUGUUUAUUCGGGGAUGUUCUCGCUUCCGCUGCUCCUCUGUUCCCUGCCGCCGCCGCUGCUCCCGUGAUCCUGCCGAUGCCGGACAUGAGAGAACAAAGGGACGCUGGCAUUCUGUACAAAGCCCUCAGCUGGGACUGACCCAACCUCACACAAAGGGGAGCCUCAGAAGAUCCCUGGUUCCAGAUUCUGCAAGCUGUGGCUCACCAGUAGUGAUCCCACACCCAACCCUAACCUGAUGUGCGGGCCGGGCCGGAUACCCCAGGUUGGGCAGGUUCGGGCCGACCAUGCUGCUCCUCUUGCGGGUAGCGAGGCGUCCGUGAGCCAUGAGCUGCGCAUAAACGAGGCACAAAGACGAGCAGAAUGGAGCUGUACUGGUACAUAAUAGUGAUAAUAUUUAUCAUCAUAAAAAUCUUCUUCUACGUCUGCUGGUACCGAUCCCGACAGCGGCAGCUGGACGCGUAUCUCAGCAAUCCUCGAAACGCGCAGAUCGUCAUUGUCGGAGGAAGGGCCUACCUACACCAGCUCUGUGAGCAGCGGCAAAAUGCGUCUGUCUGGUCUAACUGGUAUGGGGUACAAGAUGACAGUUCAGUUGGGGAGCCCGCUGCCUCGUUACCCCCAGCCCCCUCAUACACUCAGCUGGAGGUGCCCCCGCCCUAUGAAGAUCUUUCUACAGCUGAUGAUCUGAAGCCCCCGCCCUACAGCGAGCUCGCCCCGGCCGUCAGUGAUCCGGACUCCCAUACACUGAAUAUCACGGACAACUAUGAUUCGUGUAGCUUGAGUGAAGCUCCGCCUCCUUACACUCCCGCGGUGGCGGAGGAGGUCCCGCCCUACAGUCAGACUGUGGCGCACACAUCACCCACAGACUCCCGCAAUUCCAGCUCCUAAUUCUCCCACCUGAGAACUAAAGGAAGAAUUAGAGAAGCCCAGUCCAUAUCGGUAUCGGCCCUCCCGCGUGACAUUUCUUCUUUUGUUCCUUCCUGCUGUGCAUCCCGCCUCUACUGCUGCCACCGCAGCCAACACUAAAUCACCAAACUGUCAGCUGAACUAGUGCACUGAAGCCAAACCUCUUUUUUUUUUCUUAUCAUGAAAAUGGAUUAGGAAGUGAAAGACGUGAGCUGCACUGUGGCCUUUAAUUGCACAGAGACAUUGCUGCUCUCUCUCCGUCGUGGCGGUGCAGCCGUAUGCAGCGGAGUGGCAUUGCAGCCGUAUGCAGCGGAGUCGCAUUGCAGCCGUAUGCAGCGGAGUCACAUUGCAGCCAGUCGGAAAUUGCACUUCCCCAGCGAGAUUGUUACUCAUUCCCAACAUCUGUGACUAAUUCAUUGAUCAUUUCUUUGGAUAUGAUAUUUUCAACCAAUCACAAUGCAGGAAAUAACUUCACUUUGCCUCACCCAGGGCCUUCACGCCUACAGCAGCCUUUAUAUAGACGACAUACGGACCAACGCAAUGGCCUAUGGCACAGCCUGUGCAUCACAAAGCCAGCGACCCAUUCAGGGAUAACUGUCCAACCUUGUUCUCUUUUAUGUUGAAACAGUAGAAACUGGAGCUAUGUUUGCACUGGAGCACAACUGGAGCACAACUGGAGCUAAUGCUAAAGGGAGGAAUUCAGCCACUGACUGGCCAUUGCCACUGCUUCGAUGUUCCCCCUGUGUUUGAGAAUCUUCUCUCACAUCCAGUAAUAAUCACUUUCUCCAGUAAUAAUCACUUUCUCGAGGGUUAAACAGGUCACUAGGAUUUAGUUAAGAGCAGUAGUGAGUAUCUUCCAGCCUCUCCCCUCUGAUCAUUUAUAUUAUCUCUUCCUUUCACUCAUGGGGUAAUGUCUGUGUAUUCAACUGUAUCUGUAAUAGGGGUUUCCUACUGCACUUGUUGUACCCUCUGGGGCACUUGCAUUUAAUUGCACAGCUCUCAAUGGCAGGAGGGGGCAAAGGGUCUCUACAUUAUACAGCUCAGUGUCGGGGGUAAGUGCAGGUCUUGGCUUGUAUUGGUGCAACUGUUCUAUUGGCCCUAGAAAAGUUAAUCACUACC